Messenger RNA from Contarinia nasturtii (swede midge), 876 nucleotides. RefSeq names its product cytosolic sulfotransferase 13-like. Lineage: Eukaryota; Metazoa; Arthropoda; Insecta; Diptera; Cecidomyiidae. Bases 1 to 876 code for a protein of 291 amino acids. Gene Ontology annotation, biological process: sulfation. The transcript has 4 exons. Gene Ontology annotation, molecular function: sulfotransferase activity. The record is from RefSeq and is a predicted model, not a curated record. Gene Ontology annotation, cellular component: cytoplasm.
AUGCUCUAUUCAACCUCUAAUUUGGAUAAAGAAAACUCCAAUCCCUACAUUUUUGAGGAAGUGAAAACGCCAGUUGGCAAAAAAUCAUUGAACAAUGAUAAUAAAAACACAUUUCUAUUGGCAAAUACAAAACCCUGGGCAAAUAAACAUUUGCCAUUCCCAAAAGAUUAUAAGUUCGAGCCAUUAAGAAGUGACGAUGUGUGGAUUCUUGGACACCCGAAAUCCGGCAGCACAUGGACAGAGAAUAUUGUUUGGCAGUUGAAGAAUGGUUUUGAUUUUUCGGAAGAACCGCUUGCAUUGAAGACUAGUCCUAUUCUAGAACGUGAAACGAAGCCACUGGUUGAUAAUAUUGAGGCUGGAAAUAAAGAUGUUGAAUUUUUGAAUAAUGCACUGUCACCGCGAGUGAUUCUAUCACAUUUACCACCAAAUCUAUUGCCGAUAGAAUUAUGGACGAUUCGACCGAAAAUCAUUUACAGUGCACGAACCAUGGAAGAAUAUUUCGAUAUAUUCUUGGAUAAUAGAACUAUAUAUGCACCAUUUCAUGUCCAUAUUCUUGCAAAUUGGCAACUUCGUAAUUUGGAUCAUUUUCUGUUUUUAAACUAUGAGGAACAAUUGACCGAUCAAUUUGGUGCAGUUCAAAGAAAUGCCAAAUUUCUAGAAUGCACGUACGGAGAAGAUGAAUUGAAACAGCUCAUGGAAUAUAGCUCGAUCGAGAAUAUGCGGAAACUUUAUAACAAACCAUUGAAUGGAUUUCAAUUCUUUCGAAACGGAAAGGCUGGUGAAUUCGCUGAUGUAAUGAGUGAGGAAUACAUCAAGAAAUUUGAUGAGUGGACAGCUGCACAUUUAAAAGGCUCGGACUUCAAAUUCGCCAUCUGA